CCGUCACUCACUUGAUCCAACGUCUCGCUAGCUUUGAUCCUUUUCUUUUCUUUUCUUUUCUUUUUUUUUUUUUAAAUAACAAUUUAAUUGUGGUGAUAGAUACUUUUUUAAAUGCGUGUAUUUUAACCAUUUGAACAUUUUUGUUUUAUUUAUAACAACGUGCCGGAUUUUUUGUUAGCAUUUUAGCAUCUAAUUACCAGCUAAGAGCUGCAUUAUAGUGGUCAUCACCUGCUUUUGUGUGUUAUUUAUUUGUUUAUGUGCUCAAGCUAGUAAUUUAUGUUUGUCCACUUAACUGUGAAUUUUAUUUUUUCUCCCGUUAACAAAUGCAGCUACUUCUUAAUAUAAAAUGUGACCUGUGACCGCACAUUGUCGCUGUUUGACAGCUAACUCUGUGUCUCGUCGCUCAUUUCAGAGUAUGUGGGUCUUCUCUCUGAGGCUGUGGGACCGUCAUUUUGUUCUGAAUUUGUUUCCUCUGCGGACUUUGGAUAACACAUCACAUCUUCUGAGUGCUUCAGUGAAUGAAACGUGUGCCUGUAGUGGUGAUAGCGGCUUCUUGAAGGAGGUGUGUGUUCAUGCGUGUGUGCAUCGAUCAGGUGCAUCAGCAUGUUGCCACCUGUGAAGAAGGACCGGGUUAUUACUCAGCUCCCAAAGUGUUUUAGUGCAAAUGCAGCUCUGCACACCAAAGAAGGCUUCCACCCGCACGUGAAGGCUGCAUGCCAGGUCCAGAAAGCAGACACAGUGAGCUUUAAUGUUGCUAAGGUCAUCGUCGUGGGUGAUGUUGCAGUUGGCAAAACGUGUCUGAUCAGCAGGUUCUGUAAGGGUGCGUUUGAGAAGAACUACAAAGCGACUAUAGGGGUGGAUUUUGAGAUGGAGCGCUUUGAGGUGCUUGGUGUUCCCUUCAGUUUACAGCUGUGGGAUACAGCAGGUCAGGAGCGCUUCAAGUGUAUUGCUUCCACCUAUUACAGAGGAGCACAAGCCAUUAUUGUGGUGUUUGACUUAAGCAGUGUGGGCUCACUGGCUCAUGCCAGGCAGUGGCUGGAAGAUGCUAUGAAGGAAAAUGACCCGUCCAGUGUCUUAUUGUUCCUUGUCGGUACCAAGAAGGACCUCAGUUCUCCUGACCUGUUGGCUCAGAUUGAGCAGGAAGCCAUGAGGCUCUCUGAGGAAAUCAAAGCAGAGUACUGGGCCGUGUCUGCAAAGUCAGGAGAUGGUGUGAAGGACUUCUUCUUCCGUGUGGCUUCUUUGACUUUUGAGGCCAAUGUUUUAUCUGAGCUGGAGAGGAGCGGGUCGAGGCAUGUUGGUGACAUAAUCAGGAUCACAGACAGCACAGAGACCAGCCAUAAACCAAAGAAGAAGCCCAACUGCUGCUGAGAUUGGAUGAAUAUCUGCUGGAAAUUUUCUGAAGCAAAACUAAAUGGGAUGUGCAACAGGAAAAUUAAGAUAAAAUGCAGACUGUACGGCUCGCUGUGAAUAUCAUGAGUAGAACCCAUGAAAGAAAGGUCACCAUGCUGAUAAUGACCUGAGAAGGAUUCAGCAAUAGGUCAAGAUGUAAAUUCUAAGUGGUUCCUGUAAACAGGCCUGUCAGCUGACUGAUCUAAGCAGUGUAAUCUCAGGAAUGUUUACAGCUGACUGCGGCGACAACAAACAGGCCAUUGUGAUGUCCCUGAUUAUGUAAACGUUUAUGAGAAGAGGAAGAUUAUUCUCCACUACAACCACCAUUAAAUUGCACUUUGUUGAUGCCUUUAACACA
This is a messenger RNA of Neolamprologus brichardi, 1747 nucleotides long. RefSeq names its product RAB34, member RAS oncogene family b (gene rab34b). Gene Ontology annotation, molecular function: GTP binding; GTPase activity. The record is from RefSeq and is a predicted model, not a curated record. NCBI's taxonomy places the organism in Eukaryota, Metazoa, Chordata, Actinopteri, Cichliformes, Cichlidae.